CUUAUUCCUUCUGUUCCUAUUAUAUUGUGUUAAAACAUGGAGCCAACUUCACUGAAGAUAGUUUUCUUUGUCGCAUUAUUGCUUUCCCUCUCUUGUCUGCAGAUGUCAUGCGCUUUCCCUGAGAGAGAACACGUAGCCACCCCUCAAUCGCUGUCUAAAAGCAAUGGUGAAAACAUGAGCGAACGUGUGGUUCCCAUACAUUGUAAUAAGGAUAGCGAUUGCAAUUCCUUUUGUGUAAUUGGCAUAGGAUCAUGUAGUAACGGUGUUUGCUCCUGCACAACUAAGAAAUUUUAUAAUGGUUAAUCCCUCAGUACAUCCAUAUUACAAUGUUGCAGUUUGUAGGU
Molecule: messenger RNA, 344 nt
Organism: Lactuca virosa
Lineage: Eukaryota; Viridiplantae; Streptophyta; Magnoliopsida; Asterales; Asteraceae
Source: the annotation of a GenBank genome assembly